Messenger RNA from Closterium sp. Naga37s-1, 603 nucleotides. The record is from the annotation of a GenBank genome assembly. Lineage: Eukaryota; Viridiplantae; Streptophyta; Zygnematophyceae; Desmidiales; Closteriaceae.
AUGGCGGCACCAGGGGCGUCGUCGCGAGCGGAGCCCAGAGAGCCCGACCUGGCUGAGUCCCUGCUCCGUGGCCGGAAACUCACCGCCGUCGCUCACCAGCUGUGGAGAGGCGUGGUGCGGCGCGGCGACACGGUGGUGGACGCGACGUGCGGCAACGGGCACGACACCAUGGCCAUGGCUGCCCUCGCCCUCGCCCCCGCGCCACCCAGCCAUGGCGAGGCAGGGAGCGCAGGGGAGGAGGUGAGGGGGCGAGUGGUGGCCAUGGACAUACAGGAGGAGGCCGUCAGCAGAACGCAUCGCCUGCUGGCAGCUGGCCUGUCAGAGACGCAGAUGGCUCAUGUACAAUCGGUGUGCGCCUGCCACUCCACGCUGCUCCAACACGUCGCCCCUGGCUCGGCACGAUUGGUGGCGUUCAACCUUGGUUACCUGCCUCGGGCCCACCACGCUCCUCCCAACACCGUAACCUUUCCUACCGCUGCUCCUGAGGGCAUCACGACGCAGCCGGGCAGCACGGUGGCAGCGCUGCAGGGAGCAGCGGCAGCCACAGCUGUGGGCGGCGUGGUCAGUGUCAUGGCCUAUGUGGGCCACCCAGGCGGCAGGUGA